AGUAACACACCAUACCAAGGUUUGCUCCGUCUAUUAAUAGCGAGGUGACUCGACGUCAUGUGACAGGAGCACAAAAAUGGCUGAUACCCACUUAUUAACAGGCUUAUGCAGUAGACUAUAAGGUUGCAGUAUCAGCAAUGGUCAGAUGUAACAAAGAAAGAUAAGAGGACAAAUGACAGCGCAAUACUAGUCUGAGUGCACGCAGCGAGAAAUUACCUACAUAACAGUCUCCACUCCACUCGUGAUAUACCCUUGUACCCAGACUGAGGAUAGUUUUAUGCAGAACAAGAACCUUUCUCCUUCAAAUGGAUUCGUUUGCCCUGAAGUUCUUCCUCUUCUUGUGUUGCCUGUGUUUUUUGCGAGCUUCAACAAAAGAAAUGGGCAGAUGCGACGCCCCGCCUGUUGAUUAUCUUCAGGAUGCUGUCCUGACCUGUAACUUUCCCGAAGAUCUUAGUGUCAGCAAGAAAGGUUUCUCAGUCUAUCACUACUUUAACCCUGAAAAUCCAGAUGCUGUUUUAGAUUGUUGGUGGCUUGGAGAUGGUCUGGAAUGUCACAUAAAAUCAGGUUUCGAGUACGACAAGAUAGUCAGCCGCACUCUCAAUAUUACAAUCCGUCACGUGACCUCUGCACGUACAGGUACAUACGGGUGUCAAGUGGACGGCUAUGGCACUAGCGACCUGGGACAAUGUCAGCUGAACUUAACACUGGGUGAAAACAACACGUGUAAUGUCUCAAAUGUGCCUAAUGAUUCCCAAAUCACUCUGACCUGUUUCUUUAACGAAAAUGUUCAGACGACCCAAAACAAUUUUUCUGUCUUCAGACACAAUGGCCAAGAGAAACUAGAGAUUUUACAUUGUUGGUGGGUAGAAGGCAAACCAAAGUGUCAGGUUGAUGGUGAUUACCUGUAUGAUUACAAGGUGUCCACGUAUCUCAUCAUCAAGAGUCAAAAGAUUACAAAAGUGAAAAAAUUAACCUACUCAUGCAGGCACGCGGGCUCCACACUACAGCAACAGGCAAAGUGUUCACUUGAAAUCUCUAAGGAAGUUUCGGAAAAAGACAUUUCAACUCAUCUGGCCAUAGGCCUGCCCCUGGCCUUGACUGUAGUGAUAGCAGCAAUUAUUGUCAUCGUAAUUCUACUGAGACGCAACAAUUGCAUCAUUGGACAAAGAAAAACGCGAACAUCUGUGGACGAUGAGCACCACCCUAUGAUAAAAAAAGAAAGCAAUGAAGAAUUAACGACAAGAACGUUCCAAGAAUAUUUAGUGAAAAACAUCGAAGAAAUGUACCCGGAUACCCUUGAUUCCUUUUAUUUUGUGCCUCCAGUUUACUUCAACAAACUUCGAUAUGAAACACAAACAAUAGCUGGUCAAGUCGUGUACGUCCCACAACCUCCUGACCUGAGUGACGUCAGACACGACCGAACCAUGCAGCACGUGCUGCACUGCUUACGUCACAUGGCGGAACACUAUAAGGAGGACAUGUUUGUCUUGUCACAGUUUAAGUAUGAAGAUUAUUUGAACAAGCCAGGCAAUAACUUUGCAAACCAUGGCUUACCUGUUCCUGCUCGGUUUGAAGGCAAGACAAACGUCGACUGUUUUGACAUUCUCAUUAUACAUCGACGUUUCGGGGUGUUGAUUGGGAUCGUCAAGUCUCCCAGCGAUAGAGAUGACGGAAGUGAGGACUAUGAGCGGAAAAUACAUAACAUGUUAGUCAGUGAGGUGUGUGAAGCAGUUACUCAAGUGAAAUACGCAAAGAGCAUGAUGGAACACCUGAUGUCAGAUCAGAAACACAAACCUGCAGUUCAAAUGGGCUUGAUGUUUCCCAACGUUACCUUGUCGUCUCUACAACGAGUUCUCGGCAACCACAGUAAGGUCACUCAGAGUUUGCGCGAGUGUGUGAAUGUGAAGCCCACUGACGACCCCACUCAAUUGUGUCUUUGCGCAAAUCAUCUGUCGAACCCUUGCGCUCCAUGGGACAUCGACACCAGUGUGAUGAGUCAUCUGAGGAAAUGGUGGGACAGGUUAAUGAAUCAAUCUGAUGCUGACCCCAAAAUGACUGAUGAAAUGUAUCUAAACAUGAUAGCGAGGUUUUGUGGACCGGCUACUCAGUCCACCACCCAACUGAUGGACGAGACUGUCCUGCAGCCCAAGACUCUGGCAGACGCCGUGACCCUGACAGGAGACCUGUACGAGCGACUGACUCUGUACCCGAAUAUGAUAGAGAUGCUCAGUGAAGAAAAGUUAUUUCUUGUUGGUCCACCCAACACCGGCAAGACACGAAUGUUGACACUGGCUGGCAAACAAUGGGUAGAAAGUGGUCAUCACCUGUACAUUUUAGUCAGUAUUUUCACAAGAAGGGACUUCAUGUCCUCGUUUUCCAAAACAUCCAACCAUACGCCUGCGACAAAAGAUACAGAUGAGACUUCACGACCCCUUGUCACGUGUGUACGCUGUCAUUUCAAUAUCAAGAAGGAAAUGAAGGAAAUUCUUGACAUGUUAACAACACAGGACAAAAAGAAUAUACCACUGUGUGUGAUAGCAAGUGAAGUUGAUUUCGGGGGGAAAAUACACUAUGUGGACAAAGUGGUAGAGAAGGGGCAGAAAGAGAAUAAAAGAGAAACUGACCAACAGACAAAGAGAAAGAGCUGGAAAAUAAGAAAAUAUUUUAAAACAUUUGUAGAAAGUCUAAGUCGCCAAAAUCCAAAUCUUGUAUUGUGGGCAACAAGUAGCACUAGUCAGGAUGUACCCGAAGGCUGGAAGGUACAGACCUUCACUCGGGCUCUCACCUGUCCGCCUGCAGUGGUCAGAGAAGCUUCACGUGCAGGAGCUGAUUAUUUCAUACCUGAGGCUGAAAUCAAACCACGUGACUGCCUGACUCCUACAGACGGCCCACAAGUCAAAUAUAUUUACCACAAGAUGGACUCCACUGGUUACCACGACUGUUCUCUGUGUGGCAGGAAAGUGGCUGACUUUCUCAACAAGCAUCUUGUUACUAAAAGCAACAAAACAGCUUUUCCGGAUGAUAUCACCGAAGCAACAACCUCGACUUUAACACGAGUACAACAUGAAUCGCGUACCUUGAAGGCAUCUUCUAUUCUUCAAGACAAAGACAUUUUAGUGAUAUUUGAAAACGACAAAAACGAAUACUCAUUCUUGAGGGAACUAACGAAAGUAGGUUUCCAAGUACAGCCUCUAGAGGUUGUGAAUGACAAAGAAGUCGUGAGAGAAGAGGAUUGUGUCUGCUCCAUGCAUGUUGAUCGUUGCCGUAAAUUCAGACAAAGACGUAAAAUCGUUGUGUACGUGGAAGGUCGGUCACCACCUGAAGAUGUUUCCAACAAAUGGCGGGGCAUCACGUCCUGCAUGGCACAGCUGAUCGUCGUGCGAUGGACAACUACAUGAUCGCCUUUUUCUUUCUACAACUCAAUAUGUUUCUCUCGUUUCACUAUUCAGAAAUGGUGAUAAUACUAAUCUGCACCACAUGUUUUAAUUUGAGGUCUGCUAAAAUUGUUUUCAAUGCUCCAGUACCUGAUUAAAAUAAACAGUAACAUAACCGGGAAUUUCUUUUAGACAUAAAUACUUUAAUCAUUUGUGAAUACUCUAUCAUACAUGAUAAACCUGUGUGCUUGGUGUGUGUGUGGUGUGUGUAGAUGUAAAUUCAAGGAUAGGAUUACAUGACUAUGUAUGUGUUCGCAAAUAAAAUUUUGAAAUAAUUUAA
Messenger RNA from Pomacea canaliculata, 3714 nucleotides. RefSeq lists its product as uncharacterized. The transcript is spliced from 15 exons. The record is from RefSeq and is a predicted model, not a curated record. Lineage: Eukaryota; Metazoa; Mollusca; Gastropoda; Architaenioglossa; Ampullariidae. The coding region runs from base 306 to 3398 and encodes 1030 amino acids.